Messenger RNA from Mycotypha africana, 1294 nucleotides. Its product is annotated as 3-hydroxyisobutyrate dehydrogenase. The transcript has a single exon. Bases 266 to 1144 code for a protein of 292 amino acids. The record is from RefSeq and is a predicted model, not a curated record. Gene Ontology annotation, molecular function: 3-hydroxyisobutyrate dehydrogenase activity; NADP binding; NAD binding. Lineage: Eukaryota; Fungi; Mucoromycota; Mucoromycetes; Mucorales; Mycotyphaceae. Gene Ontology annotation, cellular component: mitochondrion. Gene Ontology annotation, biological process: L-valine catabolic process.
CAACGCUUUUAUUCUGGACUCAUUUUUUAUGUGGAUAGAUGUAAGCCCCUUGAUAGAUAACCUAGGCAUAGAAAGUAACUCUAUUCACUAAAGUAAAACUUUUUACAACAACAACAGAAACGGAAAGAAUCGAUCGGUUUGAUUGGUUUAGGACAAAUGGUAAAAGAGUACACACGAACCUCCCCCCCCCCUAUCAAACGAGGGUCUAUACUAAACACCGUCUGUUUGAUCCUUAACGCACCCUCUUGAAAAAAAGGGCUUUGGUAUGGCUAAAAACCUCGCCUUGAAAAGCACAGCCCCCGUCUACAUUUACGAUAUCAAUGAAGCCGUGGUCGCGCGUGCUACAAAAGCCUAUCCUCAACUCCUACCGGCGCGUGACCCGACAGAGCUCAGCGAGAAAGCGUCUACCCUUCUCACGAUGCUUCCUGAAUCCAGACACGUGGAAGCCAUCUACGAUCAACUCUACCUCGAUGAACACACGCGUUGGAUUGACUCGAGUACCAUUGAUACGUCGGUGGCCCGUGCUCUUGCUAAAAAGGUGCAUGAUCGCUACCCAGGCGCUCGCGGUGCCAAAGCAUUCGACGCUCCGGUCAGCGGCGGCAUCGUCGGUGCCGACAAAGGCUCCCUCACCUUCAUGGUCGGCGCUCCUUCGGAAGACGAUUUCCAAUCCAUACAGCCCGUCUUGCAACUCAUGGGCAGCCGAGCCAUCUACUGUGGUGCGAACGGUGCAGGCCAAGUCGCGAAAAUUUGCAACAAUAUGCUGCUGGCCAUCCAUAUGAUCGGCGUGUCCGAAGCCAUGCGUUUGGGCACGCAGCUGGGGAUGGACGCCGCCUUGUUGGCCUCCGUCAUCAACGCCUCCACAGGUCGAUGCUGGAGUUCCGAAAUCAAUAAUCCCUAUCCGGGCGUCGUCUCGACAGCGCCUGCUUCAAGAGAUUACCAAGGCGGCUUCAGUAAUACGCUCAUGGCCAAAGAUCUGUCCUUGGCCAUGAAGGCUGCUCACCAUGCCUUGGGUCAAGACAACCAUCGCCCCUUCUUGGGUUCUCAAGCGGCCGAUCUCUAUCAACGCUUGGCCACCGACAAAGACUUUGCUACUCUGGACUUUUCCAGUGUCUACAAGGUAAACCUGCAUACUCAAUGGGAAUGAGGGGAAAAAAAGCGUGGAUGGAUAUCUUUAUACUUUUCUCACUCACACACAUCUAUCUAUGUAUAUAUACACAAACACACACAUGCUAUAGUGGAUGACGUCGAAUACUGUCAGUGAUGAGAAAAAAGAAAAAUAAAAUAAAUAAAUGAG